AUGGGUAAUGGCGAUAACAGUCACGUAUAUGGAUAUGUAGCACAUGGUUGGGAGAGUAUACGUUCUGCUUUCAAGCAAAAUUUAGUCGAUGGACUUGAUAUCGGUGCAAGUUUAUGCAUCUAUUAUCGUGAAGAAUGUGUUAUUGAUUUAUAUGGCGGUUGGAAAGAUACACAAACAAAAAAAGAACCUUAUACGUCAGAUACAUUACAAUUAGUGUUUUCAACUUCCAAAGGAAUAUUAGCUGCAGCUAUAGCAUUAUGUGUAGAAAGGGAUUGGCUUGAUUAUGAUGCACGUGUUUCAGAAUGUUGGCCAGAAUUUGCUUGUAAUGGAAAAGAGAAUAUUACACUUUGUGAUCUAUUGGCGCAUCGAGCUGGUCUACCUUUUAUAGAUGAACAACUUACAGUUGAAGAUACUUAUAACUGGUCUAGAAUGACGUCAUUAUUAGCUACACAAAAACCUCAUUGGACACCUGGAACAGCUCAUGGAUAUCAUGGUCAUACAAUAGGAUAUGCUGGUGGUGAAUUAGUUCGUCGUGCUGAUCCUCAUCAUCGUACGUAUGGUCAAUUUGUCCGUGAUGAAUUAGAUAGUGAAUUUUAUGUGGGUAUACCUAAUGAUGAAGUUGAAGCACGUAUUUCUCCUGUCACUCGUAAACAAGUUGAUACAAGUAAUGCACGUCUAAUAGAUUCACAAACUGAGAAAUCAUUAUCAUGUAGUGGUGCUUUUCCUUUGGGAAGAUCAUUAAUGAUAUUUAAUGGAACUCGACUUCAUCAAGCGGAAAUGCCUUCUGUGAAUGGAAUUACAAAUGCUCGAUCUUUAGCUCGUAUUUAUUCUUUACUUAUCGGCGAUAUCAAUGAAAAUGGGAAGAAACAAAAGCGUCUUUUAAGUGAAAAAACUCUCAUAGAAGCAACUAAGAAUAUAACUCCAACAGGCGAACCUGAUCAAAAUUGGUAUAAUAUGCCAACAACUUUUGGAAAGGGUGGAUUUCAAUUAUAUAAUGAUUAUUUUAAUGUAUUUGGCGAUGGUGUCUUUGGUCAUUCUGGUUAUGGUGGUAGUUGUGCGUUUGCAUUUCCUCCACAUCAAUUGGCUUAUGCAUAUGUUUGCAAUCAACUUGAUCCUGUUGCUUUUACUAUCGAUCCACGCAGUGUUCGUGUUAUUCAAGCAAUUGAAAAUAUUCUCAUUGGUGAAAACAAAUAA
Molecule: messenger RNA, 1194 nt
Organism: Rotaria sp. Silwood1
Lineage: Eukaryota; Metazoa; Rotifera; Eurotatoria; Philodinida; Philodinidae
Source: the annotation of a GenBank genome assembly